AUGCAGCAUGUUGAUGCUCUUGAGGUGCUUCUCCAGGGCCUCUCUGGUGUUUCAAAAGAACGUGUCAGGGUGCAUGAGCUCUGUCUUAAAAGUGGGCCAAAUCUAGGAGUCGUCCCAUCAGAGGUUCGUCUGUUGUGUGACUUAGCUCAAUCCACGCCAUCCUGGACUAUAAGACAUGUUGGGGGUGCCAUGAGAGGUGCUGGUGCAGAGCAAAUCUCAGUUCUUGUGCGGUCAAUUGUAGAGAGCAAAGCCAGCAACAAUGUUUUGCGUUACUUCUAUGGUAUAGGGUACAAGUUAGAUCAUGAAGUUCUGAAGGGAGGAUUUGCGUUUCGUUUCCACCGAGGUGCCCAGAUAACUGUGACUGUUACUUCUGUUAGCAAGAUGACAAAACUCCAUGCUACCAAUGAAGCUGUGCCGAUCACUCCCGCAAUACAACUAGUGGAAAUCACAUCCCCUGCUGCUGCUGACAAUUACAACGAUGUUGUUUCAGCCGUCACUUCGUUCUGUGAAUAUCUAGCGCCGCUUCUGCAUCUUUCUAAACCAGGCAAUUCGACUGGAAUUGUCCUGACUGCAGGCGCUGCUGCUGCCUCACUCAUGUCGAGUGGGGAUAUUAAACUGAUAAGAACAGAUACUACACUUGAUCUUAGCCAAAAGGCCGAGAAAGCUUGGUUCUCCUACGACACCAUACAUGAGACCGAGCGCCGCCUCAUGCCAGAGUUCUUCGAGGGGGAGGCGGCGGCGUCCGGGUCCCGGGGGCCGGGGGCUUACAAGUACUACCGUGACACCCUCGUGAGGAGGUUCCGGACGCGGCCAGGGCGACGGCUCACGCUGACCGAGGCCAGGCGUGGACUCGUCGGCGAUAUCGGCUCCGUGCGCCGUGUGUUUGACUUCCUAGAGGAAUGGGGGCUGAUCAAUUAUGGAACCUCGCCAUCCGGCGCGAAGCAGGGGAGAGAAAAGAAGGAGGAGCCAGCACUAUCACAGCCUUCUGUGCCCGUUGGAUCCACAAUGCCCAGUAAGCUUUGCACUGGGUGCCGCACCGUGUGCGGGCUUGCUUACUUCUCUUGUGAGAAGGCAGAUAUAAGCCUCUGUGCUAGAUGCUAUGUCCGUGCCAAUUACCGGCCAGGUCUUACUUCAGCAGACUUCAAGAGAAUUGAAAUUACUGAGGAUGCAAAAUCAGAUUGGACAGACAAAGAAACUCUUCACCUUCUUGAAGCUGUCUUGCAUUAUGGGGAAGACUGGAAAAAGGUUUCUCAGCAUGUUGGCAGUCGAUCAGAAAAGGACUGCAUUGCUAGAUUCACCCAAUUACCUUUUGGGGAACAAUUCAUGGGGCCCAAGGAGGAUAAAAUGCAGUUUAAUAAUGAUGAUUCCAAUGAAGAAUCUGGAUCACAGAGCUCAAAACGAUUACGUCUCACGCCACUGGCUGAUGCUAGCAAUCCAAUUAUGGCCCAGGUUGCAUUCUUGUCGGCCAUUGUGGGUUCAGAUGUUGCUGUAGCUGCAGGUCGAGCAGCUAUCUCAGCACAAUCCCAGGUUGAUAUAAGUGGCAGUGAGACUGAUUCUUCUUUCAACAUCACCAAGGAAGAAGAAUCUUCUUGGGCAAAUGGGCUUUCAACCAAUGAUUUGCUCAAAGAGGCGUCUGCUAAUGCACAACUGCAACUUGAAAAGGAACGCAAGGCUAUAGAGCAGUCUUUGUCCGACAUAGUGGGUGUUCAGAUGAAGGAAAUCCAGGAUAAAAUACGUCGAUUUGAGCAAAAGGAGCUACUGAUGGAGAAAGAGAGGAAGCAACUCCACUACUUGAGGGAGUUGCUCUUUUCUGAUCAACUAUCUGUUGCGCAGCAUCAACGCAGGCCACCGCCUGUAACCACAGAGAGCAAGGAUGACGAGAAACCAAAACCGGUCAUCAGCAUAAGUUGAUUUUGCUCGAGCUCCAUCAAUCAUCGCGGCAUGUGGUUUGAUGUGGAGAAGUUGGGUUCCUCUACAACCAUGGUGCUAUCCUGUGAUCUACGCCAGCUCUGACGGCUCUAGGUUGUAGCAAAAUCAAUCAUGUAAUCAGCUGUAGUAUGGAUAGUGUCUAGGUAAUCUUGUUGCAGGGUACCUAAUGAAAUGGUGUGUUCUUGUUGA
This is a messenger RNA of Oryza brachyantha (malo sina), 2118 nucleotides long. RefSeq names its product SWI/SNF complex subunit SWI3B. Gene Ontology annotation, cellular component: core mediator complex; mediator complex. The coding region runs from base 1 to 1911 and encodes 636 amino acids. Gene Ontology annotation, molecular function: transcription coregulator activity; protein binding. The transcript is spliced from 10 exons. NCBI's taxonomy places the organism in Eukaryota, Viridiplantae, Streptophyta, Magnoliopsida, Poales, Poaceae. Gene Ontology annotation, biological process: termination of RNA polymerase II transcription; regulation of transcription by RNA polymerase II. The record is from RefSeq and is a predicted model, not a curated record.